AGGCUCGCUGUGCUCGCUUGGACAGAACCCUAACAUGCCCGCUGCGGCUCGCACGCGUCGCCUCCGCUUGCUAGAAGGGCAAUGCUGGGUCCUGGGUUUGCAUCCGCGUGUUUCGCACACGGGCUGACAAACCGCAGGCGUGGGCUCGCUUCGCUCGCUGUGCGCUGAUGGUCUGAUCUACUUAUAAGUAGUCCCCAUGAUCUACUUACGUUAGGACAAAUAGCCCCAAUCUACUUGUAUUAUUUAAUUCCUCACGCCCGAAUUACUGUAUGUAGUCAUAUGAAUUGCAGCACAGUACAUGUAUUAUGCGCUAAGAUGCAAGCCGGUCGACUAUCGAGCGGCACUGUAUCACGAGGAUGGAAGGUUCAAACUUUUCGUACGUUUAUCGCCAUUCCAGCAUGAACUCGGCGACGUCGCUCCUGAGAUCGCUUCCUAAGAGCAAAAACUCCGAUGCGCCUGAGCGGUGAUGCACCGCAAACGAAGCAGCUUGGCUGCGUUCGCAAGCCUCGCAACGAAGCUUGCUGUCGGUGAUUCUGAGUUGACGUAGCAAAGUUACCCGACAUAAAAGUCCUGAAAGUCAAGCGUUGCAGCUGAAGUUGAGGUAUUGGCAGUUGGGCAGGACGAAUUUGAUGAUGCUAAACGCUGGCGUGGAGCCGCAAACAACUGAGCAACAUUUCGGACGAGCGGCUGCAUUGCAUGAAGAAGCCUGGAGUAACAAUGCGUGCACAUUUGACAGUCACACCCGCGUCACGCAACGUACUCGUUGGGCUAGCUCACUCGAUUGAGUCGGGCUCGUGCAGAUGCCCGCCCAGGCCGAGCCUCAGCUGCAGGCUCCCUUGCUGGUCGUGCUUUACCGCAGGUGACUGGUCUAUCGCCGCGCGCUAAAGCUGGCUGGCCAAUGUUCCUGCUGCCUCGACCGGUCCUGCUGCAGGCUGGCGGGCGGUACCUUGGGCGCGGCAGCAAAUAAGUCGCCGGCCGUCUGCAGUCUAUGCCGAGAGACUUGCUUGACGGGCUCGAGUUGAAGUGGAAGUUGCCUUUUUUUACGGUAAAACUGGCAGAAUAUCUCGCUUGUUGUGUACGGUAGCCUGGUCGCGGCCGGCAGCUGGCUGCACACUCGAUGAUGAUCUGCUGCGGCUUCCUGCUUUCUCUCGUGUCGGCCUGCGCAUGAGCUGAGUCAAUCGGCGACUCCACUCGACUCGCUCAUCUCACCUGGCUAAGCUGCCGAUUUAUGCGCGAGGCGGCGGCAUGUCCACACCGAGAGCACCCGCUCCUGACCCACGACAUCGGAACGCCUGGGAACCCGCGUCACAGUCCAAUUGGAGCGCUGCGCAACAUGCGCUACCGCUCGGAGCUCGGUAGCGGCUUGGCCAGUAACCUCAGCGUCAGCGAGCGCUUCACGAACCCGUUCGCGCCGCUGACGCUGUCGACCGAAGCCGUCGUGGGGCUCGAGACGUUGACUCGAGCGUUGGUGGCGCGCAACUUGGACGCGUACGAGCGGCAUCUGCACGAGAACGGCAGCGGCCAAGUGGACAAGACCCGGUGGAAGUUCAUGUACGAGCAGGGCGGCCUUCGGUCGUACGCGGAGCGCGGCACCCACACGUCGUUCGGACUGGGGGCGGCGUUCGGCGUGGCGGCGAGUCACUUCGACCGACGAGCCCCAGUGUACAGGCAGACGUCGACGGCGUCGGUGCCGUCGAUUCUGGUGCUCGGGGCGAUCGAAGGGCAGCUGGACGACACCAUGUACGGCUUCAUGUGCCCCACGCUGGACCAGAUGCGGGUCAAGACCUCGUACAUCAAGGACGGACUCGUGCGCGGCAGCGUGCUGGCGACUCUCGUGUCCCCGACGAUCGAGGACCCGUUCACCUCGGUCGCCGUCAAGUGGAUGGAGCAAGGUCAGCCGGCGCACGCUCGCGCGGUGGUCAAGAACCGCGACUACGUGUACCUGGAAGCCACUGGCGUCGAGUUCCUGCGCAACGGCGAGCGCGUGGGGUACCAGGUGGUGCACUCGAUCCAGUUCCCCGAGACCCCGGAGCGUCCGUCGGCUACGCGCGGCAACAUGUCCAUCUGCGCCAUCUACAGGCAGAAGAACAGCGACCAAACCGACGUCUACGUGAGAGGCUUCCUCAACCCCGUGAGCGGACUGGAGAACUCAAUCAUCACGCGCUCCGUGGCUCGAACGCUGCUCUCCGUGUCGAGGAACGUCUACUGCUGCCAGAUGAAGAAGAUCAAGUGGGCGAUCCGACAUCGACUGCGGUCCAUGUCGGACGCCUCUCAACUGCCAGCAGCUCUCGACCCCACUACCGACACCCCGUGCGUGGUCUGCGGACGGAAGCGCUCAACCGUCUCCAGUCUCCUCAUCGCUGCCGCCAGUCGCAUCAGCGCCACCAAGAACUUCCGCUGGCGACGCCGGUGCAAGUUGUGCGAGCGCUACGUGUGCCCAGACUGCCGCAGCCUGCACAAGUUGACUUUCGUCCUGCCUGACCACCGCCUGGUGCAGCAGCAGAUCGCGCUUUGCUCCGGUUGCCAAGCUACUGCGCUCAGCGUCAAGGCCGUUGAAGUCGCGCGUGACGAGCUGAAGCGUAGAAGGUGGUCACUGUACGAGUGGCGGGAUACGUACGCAACUUCGACAAGCUCUGGCCCCAUUAUCCUCAGCGGACUCAACUAGCAAGUGGCCCCCGUGUAAGGUUUCGCCCCAAGGGCCCGCAAAUUUGGCUUAACUAAGAUUUAAUAAUUGAACUCCCAUCGUGAUAACAAACCAACAAGUGUGCACUCGAUACUUUCGGUGUUUAGUUUCUUACCAAAACCAGCCCUGCUGCUGCUUGCGUUUUUCCUACAGUAGCAAAGCCAACGCUGCUGGUUAGACGCACAUUAUUGUAGAAGCGGAACACAGCAACACAGUAUAUACCUGGAUGGAAGCGAUUUCCGCCGGUGUGAAGUUCAGAACGGUCGCGAUGGCCUUCUCCAUGUGCUCCUUGGCCUGAAUUGAUCACGAAGACAAAGCAUUAGCAAAGUGACAGCUUGCAGCUGAGCGGUCCCCGCACUUACCUCGUCUUGGUCUGAGGCCAUGUACUUGUACACUAUAUUCUUCAAAUACUCGUUUGUCUUGGUCGCGUUCGGCGUCUCGAACCCCGACAGACUGCUAUUGGACUCCAUACUCAUACGACGAACGCGGACUUCCUUGAAACUGUUUGUACGGCUGGCGUUGCUGCUCCCGCCGCCGUUCUCGUGGUAGUGCGCCUGCAUGUCGUUCAGCUCCUUUUCCUUCUGCUCAACGGCAUUCAGUGCGCGCUUUCGAUAUUGUGCAAACUCCUGCCGGAGUGACUGCAAGUCGCCAUUUCCACUAUCAGGACCGUUUCCAAAGGCACCGCUGGUCAUGAGCUUCAGCUCCUCCAUCUUCUUUUCUAGCUCUUGCUUCUCGCGAACAGAUUGUUCGUAUCUACACGCCACAGGUCAGCAUCAGUUACACACGCAUCCGAGAUAGUAUGCUUCUUCAUGUAGCCUACCUCUCCCUCCACUCCAUCGCGAGGACGGUUUCCCCCAUUGUACCGCUCAGCUUCUCGUAAUCCUUCAUGAGCUUCUCAAACUUUCGCCGCCAGUCGGAUUCCUGCAAUUUACCAAAGCAGUUUACGGGUUAGUGCACGGAAUACACGACAUUGGAUGAGGGUAACGUACUCUCUCCUCGGCUUCUGCUUGGGCCUUCGUGAGCCGACGGAUCUGUGCCUUCGACGAUUGCAGCUCCCCGGACAGAUCCGUCUCCGAAAUCUGCUCCGUUUGUUUCGCCAUAACGUUUGCGCUCAUCUGCCCAAAAACCUCGGUCAGCACCAAUAACUUACCCCCUUAUAAGCACACCACACCACAACGAACCUUUCGGAUCUCGGCGUCUUUUUGCUUUCGCGUGAUCUCCGAUCGAACACGAUAACGACGGAAUUCCUCCUGCACACGGUCGAUCUCCUCCUUCAAGCUCCUUUUCUAAUGAACCAUAAUAAUACAUCCACAGCAAAACAGCGAUCAGCUGCACAUCUUAAACCACAGACACAUACACGCAUUGCAUUCCAAACGUACCAUGCGAUCCACCUCACACGGCGUGAGUGAAAAGUCCGGCAGCGUCAGUGGUUCUCCGGACGCUCUGUUAGCAUACGCCUGGAUCUCUCCUUCGUUCCGGAAGCAAUGCCACGCGACCUCCUUGGACUCGUCGAACUCGUUCUCGUUCGCGUACUCCACGAGACACCAGAGCACAUUGCCGUGCGAGACCUUGUGCAGCAGUUGCCUCGGGUCGCGCGUGGACGCGUCCACGAACCACGAGUGCUGGCUCUGCUGGCUCUUGGUGAGCUGCUCGCGUAGCUGCUGGACGGUCUCGUCCUUCUCCGCCAGCUCCUGCUUGCUGUUGUCGAUGCUGCGCUUGGCCAUCGCCAGCAGACGCUUCAGCUUGUUCUCCUACGAUCGCCCACAGCAGCAUAAUAGACAAGGAAAAGCACCGUCAGCCUCCUCUCCAACCUCCACAGCGCACUGCUGCACCCUCAAGAGCCGCAGAUCAGCGCUCAAUAGCUCACCGUCUCCUCCAUCUCCUGUAUCUUGGUGUUCUUCUUGGCCAGCAGCUGCUCCAUCCGCGCGCCUCGCUCCUUCCAGAGCCUCAGCU
Molecule: messenger RNA, 4636 nt
Organism: Phytophthora sojae
Lineage: Eukaryota; Oomycota; Peronosporomycetes; Peronosporales; Peronosporaceae
Exons: 1
Coding region: 1334-2665 (443 amino acids)
Source: RefSeq, a predicted model, not a curated record